UGUGCAAUAAUAUUUAUCUUAAAUAAAAUCAUUUUUAUUAAUUAAUUAUCCUCUAGUUUGUUUUUUUAAAUUAAAGUUUAUGUUUUUAAUAUAGUUCAGUAUUUUAUAAAUAAUAGCAACAAUGAAUGGAAAUGCUAGUCAAGAUGAACAAAAUAUUACAUCAGUUUUAACAUUUUUUGUGAAUGGUAAAAAGAUUGAAGACAAUGCUGUCGAUCCAGAAUGGACGUUGUUACAAUAUCUACGACAAAAAUUAUGUUUAACUGGAACCAAAUUGGGAUGCGCCGAAGGUGGCUGUGGUGCUUGUACAGUAAUGGUAUCGAAAUAUGAUAGGAAAUUGAAAAAAUUAAUCCAUAUUUCGGUUAACGCCUGUUUAGCUCCCGUGUGCAGUAUGCAUGGAUUGGCUGUAACAACUAUUGAAGGAAUCGGAAGUACUAAACAAAAAUUACAUCCAGUACAAGAGCGAAUCGCUAAGGCACAUGGUUCACAAUGUGGUUUUUGUACACCUGGAAUAGUAAUGUCAAUGUACACACUUUUACGGAAUAUGCCAAAACCAUCAAUGCAUGAUAUGGAAAUAGCGUUCCAAGGAAAUUUAUGUCGAUGUACUGGAUAUCGUGCAAUUAUUGAAGGGUAUAAAACAUUUACAGAGGAAUGGGAAUGUCAAAUGGGUGAAAAGUGUUGUAAAAACAUGAAAAUUAAUCAAAGUGAAGAACUAUUCAAUAAAACUGAAUUUAUUCCAUAUGAUCCAAGUCAAGAACCAAUUUUCCCACCUGAAUUAAAAUUAAAUGAUGUUUACGAUCAGCAAUAUUUAUGUAUUAAAAGUUCAAAUGUUGUAUGGCAUCGACCUCAAACUUUAAAUCAAUUAUUGGAAUUGAAAUCGAAAUAUCCUGAUUGUAAAAUAAUUGUAGGAAAUACAGAAGUUGGAGUUGAAGUAAAAUUUAAACAUUUUAUAUAUCCAGUACUUAUUCAACCAAAUCGAAUUCCAGAAUUAACCACAAUUACAAAAGGACCUGGUGGUUUAACAAUUGGAGCAUCUGUCACACUACAAGAAAUUGACAACAAAUUACGCGAAGAAAUUAAAAAUGAACCAGAAUACAAAACAAGAAUUUUUAAAGCAAUUACAGAAAUGUUAAAUUGGUUUGCUGGCAAACAAAUUCGUAAUGUUGCUGCAAUUGGGGGCAAUUUAAUGACUGGUAGUCCAAUAUCAGAUUUAAAUCCCAUACUGACAGCGGUUAAUUGUGAAAUCGAGUUACGUAGUCAAAAAAAUGGAUCUCGUAAAGCAGUAAUCAAUGAAAAAUUCUUUACUGGAUACAGGCGAAACAUUGUGGAUAAGGAUGAAAUUUUAGUAUCCAUUAAUAUCCCUUACACGACCCAAGAUCAAUAUUUCUUUGCGUAUAAACAAGCUAAACGAAGGGAUGACGAUAUUGCUAUCGUAAACACUGCAAUUUUUGUCGAAUUUAAAAAAAAUACCAAAAUUAUUUCGGACAUUCGUUUAGCAUUUGGUGGAAUGGCACCAACCACUGUAAUGGCAUUAAAAACACGAGAAACUUUAAGAGGGAAAGAAUGGAAUCAAGCUAUGCUAGAUGAAGCGUAUAAAACUCUUCUAGAAGAUCUUCCUUUAUCACCUAGUGCUCCUGGUGGUAUGAUUCAAUAUCGAAGAGCCUUAACACUUAGUUUAUUUUUCAAAUCUUACUUACAUAUUUGUGAGAAAUUUUUACACAUUCCUGUACCAGAAAAUGAAAAAACUGGAGCAAAUACUUUUGACUAUUCAGUACCGAAAAGUUCACAAUACUUUACGAUUGCACCAGAUACCCAAGAAAAAACAGACAUGGUUGGUAGACCUUUGGUACAUGCGUCUGCGUAUAAACAAGCUUGCGGUGAAGCUGUUUACUGUGACGAUAUACCAAAAUAUGCAAAUGAAUUGUACAUGGCAUACGUACUUAGCACAAAAUCGCAUGCGGAAAUUAUUUCAAUUGAUCCAUCCAACGCCUUAGAAUUGCCAGGAGUUCAUGCAUUUUUCUCUGCUAAAGAUGUAACCAAAGAACAAAAUUUAGUUGGUGCAAUAUUCCAUGAUGAGGAAGUGUUCGUGUCUAAAACCGUAACAAGUCAAGGGCAAAUAUUAGGAAUUAUUUUAGGCGAUGAUCAAACUAUAGCUCAAAGAGCAGCCCGUAUGGUUAAAGUGGAAUAUAAAGAGCUACAACCAGUUAUUGUUACUAUAGAGGAUGCCAUUAAACAUAAAUCAUAUUAUCCAAAUUAUGGUCCAAGAUUAUUAAGAAAAGGUGAUGUUGAAAACGCUUUUAAAAAUCAAGUUGAUCAUAUUCUUGAAGGUGAAUGUCGUAUGGCGGGCCAAGAACAUUUUUACCUAGAAACACAUUGUGCUUUAGUUAUACCAAAAAAAGAAGAUGAUGAGCUAGAAGUUAUUUCCUCCACGCAGCAUCCAAGUGAGAUAUCGAAAUUAAUAGCACACUUUUUGGGAAUACCCAUCAAUCGAAUUAAUACAAAACUUAAACGUAUGGGUGGUGGAUUUGGUGGAAAAGAAUCACGUGGUGCACUAGUUGCGUUACCAGCUGCAUUGGCUGCUUUCAAAUUAAAUCGUCCUGUUCGUUGUAUGCUCGAUCGGGAUGAAGAUAUGUUAAUAACUGGUGGUCGACAUCCAUUUUAUUUUAAGUAUAAAAUAGGCUUUACUAAAGAAGGAAAACUUAUUGCAUGCGAGUGUGAAAUUUAUAACAAUGCUGGUUAUUCGUUCGAUUUGUCUACUUCGGUACUAGAACGAGCAAUGUUUCAUUUUCAAAAUGCAUAUUUUGUACCGAAUGUACUAGUAAAAGGAUACGUGUGUCGAACAAAUUUACCAUCAAAUACUGCUUUUCGUGGAUUCGGAGGUCCUCAAGGCAUGUUUCUGGCUGAAUGUAUGAUACGUGAUGUUGCAAACAAACUGAAUAAGGAUCCAAUGGAAUUAAUGAAAUUAAAUUUGUAUAAAGAAGGCGAUUUAACUCAUUAUAAUCAAGCAUUAAAUCAUUGUACAUUAUCGAGAUGUUUCGAUGAAGUUGUCCAAAUGUCUCAAUAUUAUGAACGAUUGUCUGCUAUUCAGGAAUUUAAUCGACAAAAUCGUUGGAGAAAACGUGGUAUAGCUGUGGUACCAUCUUGUUUUGGAAUUGCAUUUACAGCGUUAUUCUUAAAUCAAGCUGGAGCUUUAUUGCACGUAUAUACAGAUGGGUCAGUGUUGUUAAGUCAUGGUGGUACUGAAAUGGGUCAAGGAUUGCAUACAAAAAUGAUACAAAUUGCCAGCAGAGUACUAGGAAUAUCACAUACGAAAAUUCAUAUCACGGAAACGGCUACAGAUAAGGUACCAAAUACAUCUGCAACAGCUGCUAGUGCUGGUUCUGAUUUGAAUGGAAUGGCUGUAUUGAACGCUUGUAAUGUGAUAAUGGAACGCUUAAAACCUUACAAAGAAAAAAAUCCAAAAGGUAAAUGGGAGGAUUGGGUAAAUGCGGCAUAUUUUGAUCGUGUAAGUUUAUCAACAACUGGAUUUUAUAAAACACCAAUCGAUGGAUACAAUUGGGCAACUGGUACUGGUACGCCAUUUAAUUAUUUUACGUAUGGUUUUGCAUCCACUGAAGUUGAAAUCGAUUGUCUAACGGGUGAUCACAAAGUAUUAAAGACUGAUAUUGUUAUGGAUUUGGGUGAAAGUUUAAAUCCUGCGAUUGAUAUUGGACAAAUUGAAGGUGCUUUUAUGCAAGGUUAUGGACUAUUUUGUAUAGAAGAAUUAUUAUAUUCGCCAACGGGUACGUUGUACACUCGAGGACCCGGUGCUUAUAAAUUACCUGGAUUUGGUGAUAUUCCAACUGAAUUUAAUGUAUCGUUAUUGAAAGGUGCACCCAAUCCACGAGCAGUGUACUCUUCAAAGGCCGUUGGUGAACCACCUUUAUUUUUAGCAUCAUCAGCAUUCUUUGCAAUAAAAGAGGCUAUUGCAUCGGCUAGAGAAGAUGCUGGAGUUGAAAAACAUUUUAAAUUAGAUGCGCCAGCUACUUGUGCUAAAAUUCGAAUGGCUUGUUGUGAUCAUUUAACAAAUAAAAUACCAGAACCAGAACCAGGAAGUUUUACACCAUGGAAUGUUGAAUUGUAAAUGCCAUAUUAAAAGAUUGAUUAAAAUGUAUAAAUUAAUUUCCAUUUGUAUUAA
Chrysoperla carnea is the source of this 4174-nucleotide messenger RNA. It is a transcript of the gene ry, whose product is annotated as xanthine dehydrogenase. The transcript is spliced from 11 exons. The record is from RefSeq and is a predicted model, not a curated record. Gene Ontology annotation, molecular function: iron ion binding; molybdopterin cofactor binding; FAD binding. Bases 122 to 4120 code for a protein of 1332 amino acids. Lineage: Eukaryota; Metazoa; Arthropoda; Insecta; Neuroptera; Chrysopidae.